GAGGAUGGUAAUGAGAAUUAAUUAACUGUUCUGUAUCCCCCCCCCUCGUCUAACUUUAGACAGAUAUAUCUUAUAUUAUUAAAAUGGAAGAAAAUGACAGAGUUGUUCAUCUUAAACAGAGAUCUUUUAUAACUGCAAAUAUGCCUAUUUAUACAUAUAAUGUGAAGGGAGACUGGAUUGCAGAUUAUCCAUAUAUUCAGGACAACUGCUAUUACGGUGGAUAUGUAGAAGACGCCUUAGACUCUCAGGCCUUCCUCUCUACCUGCUCUGGGCUUUGGGGACAUGUGCAAAUUGGGACUUUAUGCUAUGAAAUUGAACCUAUUGAGAAUUCUUCCACAUUUCAACACCUUAUUUAUCGAAAGACUCAAGAGCACCUUGAACCGUGCAGAGGAAUAAUUGAAGAUGGAACAUAUUUAGGAAGUGAAGCUGGAGAAAUAAGAAUAGUUGACAGUGACGGCCCAAUUCCUUCUGCCAUGGGAUUAGAUGAUCUUGAAUAUGACCCGCCUAUCAGAUAUCUAGAAUAUUUUGCUGUUGUUGACAAAAGCACGGUAAAUGUUGCCAUAGUAAAUGUUGCCAUAUUUAUUUACUAG
Molecule: messenger RNA, 590 nt
Organism: Podarcis muralis (Common wall lizard)
Lineage: Eukaryota; Metazoa; Chordata; Lepidosauria; Squamata; Lacertidae
Source: RefSeq, a predicted model, not a curated record